Messenger RNA from Sorghum bicolor (sorghum), 810 nucleotides. RefSeq lists its product as uncharacterized. Bases 1 to 810 code for a protein of 269 amino acids. The record is from RefSeq and is a predicted model, not a curated record. Gene Ontology annotation, molecular function: nucleic acid binding. The transcript is spliced from 2 exons. NCBI's taxonomy places the organism in Eukaryota, Viridiplantae, Streptophyta, Magnoliopsida, Poales, Poaceae.
AUGAAAAAAGCUGAUCAUUUCUCCUGGACCCCUGAGGCCGAGAAAGCCCUCGACAACUUGAAAAAGACGCUGACCAUCGCCCCGGUCCUAGUUCCCCCUCAGCCUGCGGAGCCUCUGCUCCUGUAUGUCGCAGCAACGACCCAGGUGGUUAGUGCGGCUCUGGUGGUCGAGAGGCCGGAGGAAGGACAUGCGUUACCAGUCGAGCGGCCGGUCAACUUCAUCAGCGAGGUGCUCUCGGUAACCAAGAAUCGAGAGGCCACUGGGAGGAUCGCCAAAUGGUCAGUUAAGCUCAUGGGUGAGACCCUCACUUAUGCGCCCCACAAAGCCAUCAAUUCUCAAGCCCUGGCGGAUUUCGUCGCGGAAUGGACAAACACUCAGCUCCCCCCAACUCAGGUUCAAGCAGAGCUGUGGACGAUGUACUUCGACGGAUCCCUCAUGAAGACAAGAGCUGGGGCAGGUCUGCUACUCAUCUCAGCCCUCGGCGUCCACAUGAGGUAUGUCAUUAGAAUACACUUCGACGCGUCCAACAACGUUGCAGAAUACGAGGCCCUCGUCAAUGGGGUUCGUCGCCUCAACGUUCGAGGCGACUCUCAGCUAGUCAUCGACCAAGUAAUGAAGGCCUCGAGCUACCAUGACCCGAAAAUGGAGGCAUACAGCAAGGAAGUACGCGGGCUCGAGGACAAAUUCCACGGCCUCGAGCAUGACGAUACAACAAAGCAGUCGACGAGCUCGCUAAGAUCGCAUCAACUCGAGGCACCGUCCCACUGGACGCAUUCUCGAGGGACCUGCACGAGCCGUCCGUCAACGUAA